Messenger RNA from Camelina sativa (false flax), 1444 nucleotides. RefSeq names its product transcription factor bHLH51. Gene Ontology annotation, molecular function: protein dimerization activity; DNA-binding transcription factor activity. NCBI's taxonomy places the organism in Eukaryota, Viridiplantae, Streptophyta, Magnoliopsida, Brassicales, Brassicaceae. Gene Ontology annotation, biological process: regulation of DNA-templated transcription. The record is from RefSeq and is a predicted model, not a curated record.
UCAACCUUAAAUUUCUCCUUCAUUAUUUAGAUGCAAUGCAACACCCAAAACUUGGACCUCUCUCUAUCUCACACACUUCCACUUACAUAGAAGAAACCUCUUUCAACUCCUUAGUUUCAGAUUCUGCAACCAAAAAAGAAAAAAAGAAAAAAAGAAAAAAAAAAGAGAUAUAUUAUUACAUUCAUUAAAGAAAAUAACAAGAAGUAAUAAAACAAUUCUUUCUUUAUUGGUUUUUUCUAGUAAACGAUGGAGAAUUCAUACGACUCAGCCAAGUGGUCUGACUCAACAACUCCGUAUAUGGUCUCAUGGUCAUUACAAUCUGAUUCCUCUGAUUCUGAUUGGAGCCGCUUUAAUCUUGGCUUCUCUUCUUCCUCCUCCGGCAAUUUCCCUGCCGAUGAUUGUGUCGGUGGGAUCGAUAAAGCUGAGUCACUUUCAAGAAGCCACCGCCUUGCUGAGAAAAGACGCCGUGACCGCAUUAAUUCUCACCUCACUGCUCUUCGCAAACUUGUCCCCAAUUCCGACAAGUUAGACAAAGCGGCGCUAUUAGCAACAGUGAUAGAACAAGUGAAAGAACUCAAACAACAAGCAGCAGAAUCACCAAUCUUCCAAGAUGUUCCUACAGAAGCGGAUGAAGUGACCGUGCAGCCUGAAACUAUAUCUGACUUCGAAUCAAACACCGAAACAAUCAUCUUCAAAGCUUCCUUUUGCUGCGAAGAUCAACCCGAGGCAAUCUCAGAGAUCAUUAGGGUUCUCACAAAGCUUCAACUCGAAACAAUCCAAGCUGAUAUCAUCAGUGUUGGAGGAAGAAUGAGAAUCAAUUUCAUCCUAAAAGAUAAAAACACCAACGAGACUACGAACGUAGCUGCAUCAGCUAAAGCUUUGAAGCAAUCUCUAUGCGGCGCGUUAAACAGAAUCACAUCUUCUUCUUCUUCAUCAUCUACUUCUUCAGUUUGCAGAAUCAGAAGCAAAAGACAGAGAUGGUUUCUCUCUUCUCACUACUCACAAUAAUGAAUACAUUUUCACAAUACAUACACGUAGUACAACCCAUUCCUUAUUACUAAAGAUUUUGUCAGCAAUUUGGUUGGAUUUAUUCCCUACUAAACCAAUCACGAUUUGUACAACCUUACCCUGAAUUGUUCCACAAGUUAUAUAACCUAAAUCUGAAUCACUACGAAGCUUAGCAUAUCACAAUAACACUAAUAUUUGUAUAUUACCAAUCAUGAUUUGAAUAACCUUAAUCUGAAUUGUUCCACAAGUUAUAACCUAAAUCUGAAUCACUACGAAGCUUAAUUAGCAUAACAUAAUAACAUCAUCGAUAAAGAAACUGAUUAGAUAGAUCAAGGUUUAACAUUACUUGAGGAUCCAUACAAUCCAACAAAAAACGAAGCCAAGAACAACUUAAAAACUUGAAACGAGUUCAGACAACAGUACUUAAGAUAUAAGC